Molecule: messenger RNA, 543 nt
Organism: Entamoeba dispar SAW760
Lineage: Eukaryota; Evosea; Mastigamoebida; Endamoebidae
Exons: 3
Coding region: 1-543 (180 amino acids)
Source: RefSeq, a predicted model, not a curated record
AUGAUUCUAUUACUGUUUUUUUCUAUACAAAUUAUUUGGGCACGUUAUCCUUGUUUUGAUGGUAUUUAUGAUUUUUCCUCUUUGAUAAAACCAAAUGGAGAAACUUAUAAAUUUUAUAAAAAUGAUACAACGCUAUGGGUUAAUAUUUGUGAGCCUUUUGAUUUUAAUAAUACUCGUUUGUAUAACGUUGUUUUACAAGAAGGACAGAAUGAACCAAUUCCUUAUUCUUUGGUUUCAACUCAAAGUGUUUCAACAAUAAGAGAUCAAGUGACAUUUAAAUACAACCAACCUUUUAAAUGGAAUCAAUUUACAGUAAUAGAAGUUCAUUGUUCAAAAGAAGAAGAAACAAAAGUCGAAUCGUUCACAAUAGACAACUCUACUCUCUUUAUAAAAAUGACAUCACCAAUAGUGUGUAUAUCAAAAAAUGAGUCUCAUGUUGUUGCUGUGAUGUUUUUCUUUUUUAUCUCAUUAACAAUUAUUGGGGGAAUUUCUAUGAUUAUUUUAUAUCUUCCUAACAAAUAUGAAGUAACAAAACGUGAUUAA